AUGUCUCAAGAUCAAGUAGUCGAGGACCAAUAUGCUUAUGAUGAUGAUCAUAGCAUUACUCCUGAAGAUUGUUGGUUAGUCAUAUCGUCUUUUUUUCAAGAGAAAGGAUUGGUAUCUCAGCAGUUGGACUCUUUUGAUGAGUUUAUUGAGACAACCAUUCAAGAGUUGGUAUGGGAGGACUCUCAUUUGGUGUUAGAUCAACCAGCUCAGCAUACUUCAGAGGACGACUUUGAAAACAGAAGAUAUGAGAUUUCUUUCGGAAAGAUUUAUAUUUCCAAACCUACCCAAACUGAAGGUGAUGGUACAACCCACCCCAUGUUCCCACAAGAAGCUAGAUUGCGUAAUUUGACAUAUUCGUCCCCCUUAUAUGUCGACAUGACCAAGAGAGUUUUCAAGUCUGAUGAUAAUGACCGUAAGAACAAUGAGUUGGAAUGGAUAGAAGAACAUGUCGAAGGCGAAGGUACUGAUACAAAGGUUUAUUUGGGUAAAGUACCCAUCAUGUUAAGAUCUAAGUUCUGUAUGCUUCGUGAUUUGGCUGAACAUGAGUUUUACGAAUUGAAAGAAUGUCCUUAUGAUAUGGGUGGUUAUUUUGUGAUUAACGGAUCUGAAAAAGUUUUAAUUGCCCAAGAAAGAAGUGCGGCCAAUAUUGUCCAAGUUUUCAAGAAAGCGGGUCCGUCUCCUAUUUCUCAUGUUGCUGAAAUCAGAUCCGCUUUAGAGAAGGGAUCCAGAUUGAUUUCAUCCUUGCAAAUUAAAUUAUAUGGUAGAGAUGAUAGAGCAGCGUCAGGAAGAACGAUCAAAGCAACUUUACCAUACAUCAAAGAAGAUAUUCCUAUCGUGAUUGUGUUUAGAGCUUUGGGAAUCGUUCCAGACGGUGAUAUAUUAGAACAUAUAUGUUAUGAUGCAAAUGAUUGGCAGAUGUUGGAAAUGUUAAAACCUUGCGUCGAAGAAGGUUUCGUGAUUCAAGAACAAGAAGUUGCCCUUGAUUUUAUUGGAAGAAGAGGUGUGUUGGGUAUCAGAAGAGAAAAACGUAUUCAAUACGCUAAAGACAUUUUACAAAAGGAAUUGUUACCAAACAUUACUCAAGAAGAAGGUUUCGCUACAAGAAAGGCUUUUUUCUUAGGUUACAUGGUCAACAGGUUGUUAUUGUGUGCUUUGGAAAGAAAAGAACCUGACGACAGAGAUCACUUUGGUAAGAAGAGAUUGGAUUUGGCAGGCCCAUUGUUGGCUAACUUGUUCCGUAUUUUGUUCAGAAAAUUGACCAGAGAUAUUUACAAUUAUAUGCAAAGAUGUGUUGAGAAUGAUAAGGAAUUUAACUUAACGUUGGCCGUGAAGUCUCAAACUAUUACCGAUGGUUUACGUUAUUCGUUGGCUACUGGUAACUGGGGUGAACAAAAGAAGGCCAUGAGUUCCAGAGCUGGUGUUUCCCAAGUGUUGAACAGAUAUACCUAUUCGUCUACAUUGUCUCACUUAAGAAGAACAAACACACCUAUUGGUCGUGAUGGUAAGCUCGCCAAACCAAGACAAUUGCAUAACACCCAUUGGGGUCUUGUUUGUCCUGCUGAAACACCUGAAGGUCAAGCCUGUGGUUUAGUUAAGAAUCUUUCUUUGAUGUCAUGUAUAUCUGUUGGUACUUCUUCUGAACCGAUUUUAGUCUUUUUAGAGGAAUGGGGGUUGGAGCCUUUAGAAGACUAUUCACCAUCUACGUCUCCUGAUUCUACCAGAGUGUUUGUUAAUGGUGUUUGGGUUGGUACUCAUAGAGACCCAAGCCUGUUAGUGGAAACUAUCCGUAGUUUAAGAAGAAAAGGUGAUAUUUCUCCUGAAGUCUCUAUUAUCAGGGACAUCAGAGAAAGAGAAUUCAAAAUUUUCACCGAUGCUGGUCGUGUUUACCGUCCAUUAUUCAUCGUUGAUGACAACCCAUACAGUGAAACUAAGGGUGAAUUAAUGUUGAAUAAGUCACACGUUAAGAAAUUGAUGGAUUCUGAAUAUGAUGAUUACGUUUAUGAUGAUGAACAGGAAGCUUACGGUUGGAGCUCCUUGGUUCGUGACGGUAUUAUAGAAUAUGUUGAUGCUGAAGAAGAAGAAACCAUUAUGAUUGCCAUGACUCCUGAAGACUUGGAAAGUAGCAAGAGUACCUUAAGUGAAGCUCAACAGAAAUCCAUGCAAAUGGAAGAGCAAGAGAAGGAUCCAGCAAAGAGAAUUAAACCCACAUUUUCAGGUAACUUGCAUACCUUCACUCAUUGUGAAAUCCACCCUUCUAUGAUUUUAGGGGUUGCCGCCUCCAUUAUUCCUUUCCCAGAUCACAACCAAUCUCCUCGUAAUACUUAUCAAUCGGCUAUGGGUAAGCAAGCUAUGGGGGUGUUUUUGACCAAUUAUUCUGUCAGAAUGGAUACUAUGGCUAAUAUUUUGUAUUAUCCUCAGAAACCGUUGGCUACAACUAGAUCUAUGGAAUACCUUAAGUUCCGUGAAUUACCUGCUGGUCAGAAUGCCAUUGUUGCUAUUGCUUGUUAUUCCGGAUACAAUCAAGAAGAUUCUAUGAUUAUGAACCAAUCUUCCAUUGACAGAGGUUUGUUCAGAUCUUUGUUCUUUAGAUCUUAUAUGGAUUUGGAAAAGAGACAAGGUAUGAAAGCCUUGGAAACCUUUGAAAGGCCAUCAAGAUCUGAUACGUUGAGAUUGAAGCAUGGCACUUAUGAAAAGUUGGAUGAUGAUGGGUUGAUUACUCCUGGUGUUAGAGUAAGUGGUGAAGAUAUCAUCAUUGGUAAGACCACUCCAAUUCCACCAGAUGCAGAAGAGUUGGGACAGAGAACUCAAUACCACACCAAGAGAGAUGCAUCUACUCCUUUGAGAAGUACUGAAUCUGGUAUUGUUGACCAGGUGUUACUCACUACUAAUGGUGAUGGUGCAAAGUUCGUCAAGGUCAGAAUGAGAACUACCAAAGUGCCUCAAAUUGGUGAUAAGUUCGCAUCCAGACAUGGUCAAAAAGGUACUAUUGGUGUUACUUACAGGAAUGAAGAUAUGCCAUUUACAUCCCAAGGAAUUGUGCCAGAUCUUAUUAUCAAUCCUCACGCCAUUCCAUCGCGGAUGACAGUUGCUCACUUGAUUGAGUGUUUGUUGUCCAAAGUAUCUUCUUUAUCUGGUUUGGAAGGUGAUGCCUCACCAUUUACUGAUGUUACUGCAGAAGAGGUUUCUAAAUUGUUAAGAGAGCAUGGUUACCAAUCCAGAGGGUUCGAAGUCAUGUACAACGGUCAUACUGGUAAGAAAUUGAUGGCACAAGUGUUCUUCGGUCCUACCUACUAUCAAAGAUUGAGACACAUGGUGGACGACAAGAUUCAUGCCAGAGCUAGGGGACCUGUACAAGUCUUGACCAGACAACCGGUUGAAGGUAGAUCCAGAGAUGGUGGUUUGCGUUUUGGAGAAAUGGAGAGAGAUUGUAUGAUCGCUCAUGGAGCUGCUGGAUUCUUGAAAGAAAGAUUAAUGGAAGCAUCUGAUGCUUUUAGAGUACAUGUUUGUGGAAUUUGUGGAUUAAUGUCAGUUAUUGCCAACCUCAAAAAGAACCAAUUUGAGUGCCGGGCCUGUAAAAAUAAGACCAACAUUUACCAAAUUCACAUUCCGUAUGCCGCUAAACUUUUGUUCCAAGAGUUAAUGGCAAUGAACAUUUCACCAAGAAUGUACACCGAAAGAUCAGGAAUUUCCGUUCGUGUAUAAAGUUACCGGAUACUGUUUCCAUGACAAUUUUAUUUAAAACAAAAAACAAUAUUGUAUAGUUUUGUAAGACAUAAGAGUAUAUUUAAAAGAAUAAUAUAAUAAAAUAUUUCAUCUACUUGAAUCUAUUUACAUGUGGUGGUGAUCAUUGACUGAAGAACUUCUCACGAAGCUCUUGCUUUUCUUUCUCAGACUGUUCCAAAUUAGCGAUCUUUUCUCUCACUUCUUGAGCUUCAUCAGCAAACGCAAUCAAGUUCUGCUUGUAAGGAUGCUCAUCUCCAUCGUAUAACUUUAAUCUGUCCAUUCUGACGAGUCUCAAUUUGUUCUUUGGUAUCAUACCUUUGACAGCUCUUCUUAACACUUCAUUAUAACCUUUGUUAUCUAUCAUUCUUUGCAUAGGAAUCAAAUUCAACGAACCUGGACGUGUGGUAUGUGACCAGUAUGUUUUAUCUUGGAGUUUGUUACCCGUUAUUUUCAAGUGGGCACAAUUGGUUACCACAACAUAAUCUCCAUGGUCUCUAUUUGGUGAAAACGUAGGUUUGUGUUUCCCUUGUAAAGCUAUAGCUAUGCUAGAUGCCAACCGACCCAAGGUCCUGUGAUCUCCAGCCACAUCAACGUGGUGCCACACUCUUGUUAAAGCAACUGCUGCGUUCCCUAUCCUUUGAGACAUGAUAUAUGGUAGUUGAUUCUC
Molecule: messenger RNA, 4390 nt
Organism: Yamadazyma tenuis ATCC 10573
Lineage: Eukaryota; Fungi; Ascomycota; Pichiomycetes; Serinales; Debaryomycetaceae
Gene: RPB2
Product: DNA-directed RNA polymerase II subunit RPB2
Biological process (GO): DNA-templated transcription
Cellular component (GO): RNA polymerase II, core complex
Molecular function (GO): DNA binding; ribonucleoside binding
Source: RefSeq, a predicted model, not a curated record